Molecule: messenger RNA, 915 nt
Organism: Mycena indigotica
Lineage: Eukaryota; Fungi; Basidiomycota; Agaricomycetes; Agaricales; Mycenaceae
Exons: 2
Coding region: 1-915 (304 amino acids)
Source: RefSeq, a predicted model, not a curated record
AUGUCGCUCAGCCAGCCUCACAAGAAAGGUCUCGGUGACCUACCCUACGAGUUAGAGCGGGAGAUUUUCGAGCUAACAGCCCGUGCAUUUCCGGAAUUCGCUCCUCAGUUAACUCUGGUAUGCAAAUACGUCCAGGCUUGGGUUGAAGCGGUCAUAUACGAGACCAUAGUGCUCAGUUUUAAACACGACCGUUUCCUAGACACAUUUUCUGCGCGGCCGCCAUCAUUCUUUGCUAGAACGACUCGACAUCUCCAUAUCGCCACCGGCAUAUCGCACAGCCAAGCCCGCAAGCUGCUUGAAACCUGCACCUCUCUGACUUCCCUCACUUGCUGGUCAUCGCUGCUCACUAGCAUAGACGAGCUUUCCGCCCUCUUAAGCUCGUUUCCCUAUCUCCGUCGUCUUUCAAUCGACGCUUCCUUCCUAUGGAACCCUGUCUAUCCCCCUGCCAUCGACCACCCGCUCUUUUCGAAACUUACGCAUCUCGAAGUAGUCAAUCCGCCGUGGUGGUUCGACUGGACCCCUCUUCUCGCACUCCCCCCUUUAACACACCUAGCUUUUGGCGACCUCGACGCCGCACACGCCGCAGAGCCGUGCAACAUCCUCGAGUUCUUUGCCAGGGCCCUCGAAAGCGAGGUGCCCCAACUCGAAAUGCUCAUCGCUGUCUCCGCAAACGAGCAGUUUUUGCGCGAGGUUGAGGAUGCCCGUUUGGGGCAGAAUCUUAAAAAAAGCGGAUCUGAGGGGAAGAAGGACGAGCGGUUUGUCUGCCUCUCGUCGUACCACUCCCCACUCUCUCCCUUAGAGUUUUGGAAGGGCGUUUCGCGCCUGGAAGUGGACUUCUGGUCCCAAAAAAGGAGCGAGUGGGAGCCAAAGCAGAUGAUUCAGUAUAUGAUGAUUAUUGAGACGAUGCAGGGUUAG